This is a messenger RNA of Chenopodium quinoa (quinoa), 651 nucleotides long. RefSeq lists its product as uncharacterized. The record is from RefSeq and is a predicted model, not a curated record. Bases 1 to 651 code for a protein of 216 amino acids. Gene Ontology annotation, molecular function: nucleic acid binding. Lineage: Eukaryota; Viridiplantae; Streptophyta; Magnoliopsida; Caryophyllales; Amaranthaceae. Gene Ontology annotation, biological process: DNA integration. The transcript is spliced from 2 exons.
AUGAGUAAGUUGAACCUCGAGGUAGUACCACAUAGAACGUUGGAAGGAAUGCUUGAUAAUUUGAGUAUCCAACCAACGAUAUUCGAUGAGAUUAAAGAUAACCAAGUAGGGGAUGUGAAAUUAGAUCGCAUAAGAGAGAAGAUUAAGCAAGGAAAGGCGACUGAUUUCAAAGUCCAUGAUGAUGGGAGUACUCGAUUCAACGGGAGGUGGUGUGUACCACAAAAAUGUGAGGAGUUGAAGAAGAAGUUGAUGGAAAAAGGGCAUAAUACACCCUAUUCAAUACAUCUAGGAGGAAAUAAGCUUUACAAAGACUUGAAAAAGGUGUAUUGGUGGCCUAAGAUGAAGAAGGAAGUAGCAGACUUACCUAAGUCUAAGAAUGGGAAUAAUACCAUCUGGGUUAUGGUGGAUAGACUUACCAAAUCAACAGUGUUUAUACCAAUGAAAAAGAAUUGGAAAAUGGAACAACUUGUAAAGGCUUACAUAGAAAAUGUUUUGAGACUACAUGAAGUUCCUAAGGACGUUGUUUCAGAUAGGGAUUCUAAAUUUCUUUUGAAAUUCUGGAAAAGUGUUCAAGAGAACUUUGGUACGACAUUGAAGAUGAGUAUAGCAUUUCACCCUGCAAAAGAUGGAAAAUCUGAGAGGACUAUCUAA